CUAAUUUCACUAAAAUGGCGCUUGUCAAUAACCAGUCUGCUACUGGAGAUACAAACACAACGUUGUUUUGGGUUGUUACAGCAUGUGGUUUAAUAGGAUCGUUAGUUCCUACUUUAGUAAAAAUGUUAGUCCAGAUAGUUGUAAGGGAAAGUGAGAUGGAGAUGAACCUGAGACGACAGGUGUGCGAUUUGAAAGCCGAGUUGGGAGGUGUCAGCAUGGUCGAUGAAUUUGCCAAGUAUGCCAAAAUUCAAAGAAAGAUAAACAAAAUUACAGAAGAACUAUUACAUCAAGCACAAUUGAGAUCAACAUCAACCAUGAAUGUGGGAAUUUUGGCCACUGUUAUUUUUUAUGUGAUCUUGAGUGCCACGAUAGUGUACCUGCUUCUGAAUUACCGACACGUACCGGUCAUCAUCUUGCCCGAGGAAUGGUUGUACCCACUGGGCUCUAUACUGUCUCUUCCAUCAGGUGUUUCAGCUUUUCAUAACAUCCAGUGUAAAGAACUAAUCAAACACACCUUGAUGAAAUCACUCACUUUCUACGCAUAUACGCAAGGAACUAUAGUAGUAAUUAGUGAGAUUGAUUAA
Molecule: messenger RNA, 584 nt
Organism: Limulus polyphemus (Atlantic horseshoe crab)
Lineage: Eukaryota; Metazoa; Arthropoda; Merostomata; Xiphosura; Limulidae
Product: tail-anchored protein insertion receptor WRB-like
Exons: 5
Coding region: 15-584 (189 amino acids)
Biological process (GO): tail-anchored membrane protein insertion into ER membrane
Source: RefSeq, a predicted model, not a curated record